GUCAAUGUUCACCAGUCACCACAUGUCACUGUCAGUUUUCGCAGUGCACUGCACCUUGAGCACAUGAUACAUCAAUUUAGCCAAUUUAACAGCGAGAUUUUGUAAUCAGUUUUGAUUUGGAAUAAUGGCACCAACCGCUGCUGAAGUUAAACCUAGGCCGGAUAAUGACCCUAUCGGCAUAAGAGCAGUCCUAUUGGGCCCACCAGGAUCAGGCAAGGGUACUCAAGCUCCACGUCUAAAAGAAAAAUAUUGUGUAUGUCAUUUAUCUACUGGAGACAUGCUGCGAGCGGAGGUGAGCUCCGGCUCGGAGCUGGGCCGCCGUUUAAAGAAAGUUAUGGAUGAAGGAAAGUUGGUCUCCGAUGACAUGGUGGUUGACAUGAUCGACAAAAAUUUGGACAAGCCUGAAUGUAAAAAUGGCUUCUUGUUAGAUGGUUUCCCAAGAAGCGUGCCACAGGCAGAAAAACUCGAUGAUUUACUAGCCAAACGGAAAACAGCUUUGGAUGCUGUAAUUGAGUUUGGUAUACAAGAUAGUUUACUGGUAAGGAGAAUCACAGGGAGAUUGAUACAUACUCCAAGUGGUCGAAGUUACCAUGAGGAGUUCCACCCUCCUCAGAAGCCAAUGACUGAUGAUGUCACAGGGGAGCCGCUAAUUAGGCGCUCUGAUGAUAAUGUUGAUGCGCUUAAAAACCGGUUAGCUACAUAUCACAAACAAACGGUGCCUCUAGUAGACUACUACAUGAGACAAGGUCUCCACUACAGAGUUGAUGCAUCAAAGUCAGCUGAUGAUGUCUUCAGUAAAAUUGAUAACAUUUUCAAAACCCGAAUCUUUAAUAGAGCUAGAGCUGCUUUAUAAGCAUUACUUUAUCUUUAAGCUGAAAUGUUUUGUACAAAUAUUACUUUUUAUAAAUGUGAUUGAUUGGUGUCUGUUUACUAUUUACUGUUUUCUGGAUAAUAGUUAAAUCUAUUUUAGAGACAAUUUUUUUCUUGUACAAAUACAGUGGAAUGGAAUCAUG
Molecule: messenger RNA, 1013 nt
Organism: Zerene cesonia (dogface butterfly)
Lineage: Eukaryota; Metazoa; Arthropoda; Insecta; Lepidoptera; Pieridae
Gene: Ak2
Product: adenylate kinase
Exons: 4
Coding region: 125-853 (242 amino acids)
Biological process (GO): ADP biosynthetic process
Cellular component (GO): mitochondrion; cytoplasm
Molecular function (GO): AMP kinase activity; ATP binding
Source: RefSeq, a predicted model, not a curated record